AUGAUCCGCUGGGCAUCGCUUCUCGCUGCUGCUGCGCUGCUCGCUUCAGCCGUAGCCUUACCGCAUGAUCACUCAUCGGCCGAUUUGGUCGCAGGCUCGCUCGCCCAUGACUCCGUUGCUACGACGUUGGAAGUGAUCGACCGCAAGUCUGUCGCAUCAGAGAUGGAGCUCACCGAGCGCGCUGUCUUUGGGGACCACUACGCGGCCGAAUUCAAUGGCAUCGAGUCAUUGAGCGGCCUAAUCCUGUUCACCUUGAAGUUCGGCAUCCGCAUCGACUUGACAACAGAGGCCAUCGAGAUCAGUCAGCUCGAUGCAGCAGUCAGCGUUACUGGCUCGACCACGCAAAAUGUUCACAAGGGUCCGCCCGAUGUCCGUCGCAACGAAGUAGAGUCCUGCUGGACAUUCUCAAGUGGUGGCUGCGCGCCUUCGAUUUGUGUCUACUACCGACGUGGAUCCCCGACGAUCGACUACUUCCAUGCCCGCUCAUUCGAAUGCGCUGGAACCUCUAUCGUCCUGAACAGAUUGAAGCUCAACGACGACUUCUUGGAUGAGCCGCCCUUUCCGCCCAACGAUCAUGCUUAG
Mixia osmundae IAM 14324 is the source of this 582-nucleotide messenger RNA. RefSeq lists its product as uncharacterized. Lineage: Eukaryota; Fungi; Basidiomycota; Mixiomycetes; Mixiales; Mixiaceae. Bases 1 to 582 code for a protein of 193 amino acids. The record is from RefSeq and is a predicted model, not a curated record. The transcript has 5 exons.